AAAUGGCUAAAAUAGCUUUUGUAAAAAAUCGUAGACAAUCGAGCAUUAAUUCCAUCAAUUUCCAUAGAUUCCACUUCUUGGAUAGGAGUCGUGAAUCCCGUCGGCGCAUCGGCCCUCCAAAAGCAAUAUACAGCGGUUUCAGUGAGCGUUUGCGCACAAAAACUCCUGCGGCGUUGCAGUGCGCGCUGUUUUGUGGUGGCGCCCGCUGUCAGUAUGAACUGCCGAGGCAGAGUCGUACUGCGAUACAGGGAGUGUACUCUGAUUGGGUCACAGACGACAUCCUCGCGAUGGCGCGUCCAAGCACCGCCAGUAUAGCCGCCAGGAAUAUCAUUCAACAAUUUCAUUGUUGGGGUAUCCGUACGGUGAUCAAUCUACAGACACCGGGAGAACACUCGAGCUGCGGACCUCCACUCACUAAAUCUGGCUUCACAUACGACCCGAAUAUAUUUAUGGCUAAUAACAUUUAUUAUUACAACUUCGCGUGGCCAGACUAUGGCGAGGCGAGUCUUUGCGGAUUAUUGGAUAUGGCGAAAGUGAUUUCUUUUGCACUACAAGAAGGCAGAGUCGCUAUACACUGUCAUGCAGGCUUAGGGCGGACCGGUGUACUCAUAGCCUGCUACCUUGUGUAUUCUCUCCGUAUACGAGCGAAUGAUGCCAUCCGACUUGUGAGGAAGAAGCGACCGCGAUCAAUACAAAUGAGUGGACAGAUCCUAUGUGUGCAGCAAUUUGAGCACUACCUACUACCGCAGACCAUUGUAUUUAGUUCAAAGGAAACUUUAAUGCUGACAAAAGAUAGAAAAACAUCCGAGUUCACACUUCGGCAAUAUCUGUACAGACAGAGAGCAGUCUUACAUGGAGUUGAAGAGAGGGCCUUUAAAAUGUUACCGAAAAUAGUAUACUGCAUCUGCGAACGUCUCCUCAAGCUUUGCGGGUGUCACCAAUCCGGUGGUUUUGAUUUGAGGAUCAGAAAUAGACCAUUCUAUAAAAACUUUUUCGUCUACAAACUCAAGCAAAUACCACGAACCGAUCCACAGUACCCGGAUGAAAUUGUACCAAAUCAAGUAACAAUUCUGCCUAUGAUCGAGUGGAGGGACCCCAUUGAAGAAGAUAUCGACAAGAACUUGGAGUCAGUUAACAGAAUAACGGGCAGCACGAAUGGUGGAAGUAUACCAGCCUUGCAUGUUCACGAGGCUUUUAUUACGGAUCACAAAAGUCUUCCAGAUGAUAAACAAAAAUAUCUCAAGCAACUACGCACAGAUAUCAAUCAAAGAAGAGACGACAUCAACAAAAUUGACAAAGAAGAUGAUCCGCUCAUACUCACAGGAUUAUUAUUCGAAUGGCUUGAAGGAUUGAAACAGCCUGUUUUGGAGCGGGAAGAUUUAUCGACCAUAAUUGGACGAUGCAAGCAUGUGAAUUCGUGUCUAGAUGCUCUAGAAAUGGAAGAUGUAAUUCUCAUAGAAUAUCUAUUACGUUUUGUUAUACGCUUAAGACCUCUUGCAGCGCAUAAGAAAGUCGAUAUUAUCAAACGUUUGAUUGCCGCCUUAACACACCAAAGAAUUCAAAUUAACGGAAAAAUACUUCCUGUCAAUUAUUUCCCAAAACUAAGAGAUGGAACAUGUAAUCAGUUAAUCAACUUUUUGCUACGAUUCGUCGUUGAAAUACAAAAAGAUAUAAUAAAACCUGAAAAAGAUGACACGGAUGUAGUUAUUCCGCCUCGUAGAUUAAAAAUAAAAGCUUGGAAAUAA
Nymphalis io (European peacock) is the source of this 1745-nucleotide messenger RNA. RefSeq names its product protein tyrosine phosphatase domain-containing protein 1-like. Gene Ontology annotation, biological process: cilium assembly; protein dephosphorylation. Bases 3 to 1745 code for a protein of 580 amino acids. The transcript is spliced from 12 exons. Gene Ontology annotation, molecular function: protein tyrosine/serine/threonine phosphatase activity; protein tyrosine phosphatase activity. NCBI's taxonomy places the organism in Eukaryota, Metazoa, Arthropoda, Insecta, Lepidoptera, Nymphalidae. The record is from RefSeq and is a predicted model, not a curated record.